GGGAGCGGCGGGACAGUUGAGUGUCCGCGCGGCGGGGCCGGGCUGAGCGAGGUACGGGCGGCUGAGGCGGGCGGGCUGGGCCGUUCCAACAGCACUGCUUGUCGUACCGGCUUCGAAUCCUUGCGUUUGCUACUCAUUUGGAGGUUUUUGUUUGUUUGUUUUUGUUUUGUUUUUUCAUUAAUACCGAUAUGCAAGGCGAUGCACUCGCGUUCUGCAGUUUAGCUAAGUGAAAGUUAAUCGUCGCGUCUUUGCAGUUGCCCACAAGACCCAUUUAACCUCGUCACCCGUGCCGGGAACGUCUCUUCGUACUUUACAGAGAGCAGCUUGUUGAGUUUGUGCCAGGAUGGGAAGCGAAACCGCCUUUACCAGGGCUCCGUGCUCGCCCAGCUGAGCUGACGUGUGACGCUUUAAGACAGUCUUUGUGUUUCAUUUUCAUGCAGUUGCUAAGAUGCUUUUAAGGAGAAAAAUGCAACCGAAUUCAAUGCUUCUGAAGCCGGACGCGUUCACGAGAUGUUUUAGGCGGUGGUUUCAUGAGCAGCACAACCAAAUAUGAGGCGAUCAGCAGCUCCAAGUCAAGCGCUGGGAAAUGUAGCUAAAAAAACAAGGUUUAUACCACCAGGAAAAAGUAACACAAUUUGUCUCAAGAAUGAAACUAAGGAGAUGGACCAAGGAAUGAAAUUAAAGGAGAUGGAUGAGAAAGAGGGAAGUGCUUCAUUACUUUCUAAAAUACAUGGCCAGAAUCAAAAUGAAAAUUUUACACUGUCUGUGGAGUCAGCUGGAAAAGUAAAGACUACAAAAGCAUGUUUCAGCGUUACUAAGUGUAGCAAGGUGGAAAUGAAAACACUAAAUAUGGUGAAAGCUGAUGCAUUGUAUUUGCCAGCAUCGGGGACAGCAAAGGAAGCAGCAGCUCAGGAAGAACCUGAGUGCCUCGUGAAAUAUUUCAGUGUUGUGUGGUGUAAGGCAUCAAAGAAAAAGCACAAGAAAUGGGAAGGCGAUGCUGUUCUUAUUACAAAAGGAAAGUCAGUAAUAUUGAAAGAUAUGGAAGGCAAAGACAUUGGAAGAGGUACUGGAUAUAAAUCUAAAGAGCUAGACAGUCUUGAUGAAGGCCAAACACUGAUGGUUGGAGGAAAAGAAAUUGAAGUGAUGGGUGUAAUUUCAGCAGAUGACUUCAGCAGUGGCAGGUGUUUUCAGGCUGGAAUAGGGACACAUUACACAGACCAAACUUCUUUAUCUCAAACUAACAUGAAACCAUUCUGUAAACCAUUCAAAAGUGUCUGUCAACCCAAAACUAAAGAGAAUAUGCUCAAAGAUUCUCAAAGCUGCAAACCUCGCCACGAUCCAAAUGCUUCAAAUUCUUUGGUUAUGCCAAGACCAAAUGCAAGUCAUCAGUGGGCGUUCAAUAAGGCUGGUUUACCUCUGGUGGAUGUAGUUGUGGAUCCAUACAUUGCAAAUAAUCUACGACCGCAUCAGAGAGAAGGAAUUAUAUUUCUAUAUGAAUGUGUAAUGGGAAUGAGAGUCAGUGGCAGAUUUGGAGCUAUUCUUGCUGAUGAAAUGGGCUUAGGAAAAACAUUGCAAUGCAUUGCACUUGUCUGGACUCUUCUGCGUCAAGGGGUCUAUGGGUGCAAACCUGUACUAAAGCGAGUGCUGAUUGUCACCCCUGGGAGUCUGGUAAAAAACUGGCAAAAAGAAUUUCAGAAAUGGUUGGGAAGUGAAAGGAUCAAAGUCUUCACAGUUGAUCAGUUACAGAAACAACAGGAAUGCUCGGGCCUCAUCCAGACACCUGGGGAAAUGGGUGCGUGCUCUUGUUACCUGCUCCUCACUGUUCAUUGCUUCCCCCGGCGUGUGCUGGGCCUCGUCCUGAGCAGCAUGUGGGGACUGAUCUACCACAAGGACCACAAAGUAGAAGAAUUCAUUGGUUCACCACUUUAUUCAGUUUUGAUAAUCAGUUACGAGAUGCUACUCCGAUCUUUGGAUCAAAUUCAGGCUAUAGAAUUUAAUCUCCUAAUAUGUGAUGAAGGACAUCGUCUGAAAAAUAGCUCUAUUAAGACAACUACAGCCCUCACAAGUCUGUCUUGUGAGAGGAGAAUUAUCCUUACUGGUACUCCAAUCCAAAAUGACUUGCAAGAAUUUUAUGCAUUAAUAGAGUUUGUGAAUCCAGGAAUACUUGGUUCUUUAUCCACAUAUAGAAAGAUAUAUGAGGAACCGAUUGUCAGGUCUAGAGAACCUUCAGCAACAGAGGAGGAAAAGGAAUUAGGAGAAAAAAGAGCAGCAGAACUCACGCGUCUCACUGGACUCUUUAUUCUUAGGAGAACUCAGGAGGUUAUAAACAAAUUUCUGCCCCCCAAAAAGGAGAGCAUAAUCUUCUGCCGACCAACAGCGCUGCAACUUGAAUUGUAUCGAAAACUGCUUAGUUCUCAAGUUAUUAGGUUCUGCCUACAAGGCAGACUGGAAAACAGCCCUCACCUAAUAUGUAUAGGAGCUUUGAAAAAACUUUGCAAUCAUCCAUGUCUUCUGUUUAAAGCUAUAAAGGAAAAAAGCUGUGACCCUGUGUCUGAUGAACAUGAUGAGUCCAGUCUCUACAAAGGUCUGAUAGAUGUCUUUCCCCAAGAUUAUACUUCGGAUACUUUCUCUGAAACGGAUUCAGGAAAAUUGCAGGUGCUGGUGAAGCUGUUAGCAGCAAUCCAUGAGCUCAACCCUUCUGAAAGAGUCGUGCUGGUAUCCAAUUACACUCAGACAUUAAAUGUAUUACAAGAGACAUGCAAACGUUUUGGAUACUCUUAUACUAGACUUGAUGGAAACACUCCUGUUUCCCAACGGCAACAGAUUGUUGAUAAUUUUAAUAGUAAAUUCAGUCCAGAUUUUAUCUUUUUGCUGAGUUCAAAGGCCGGCGGAGUAGGACUCAAUCUGGUUGGAGCAUCUCAUUUGGUCCUGUAUGAUAUCGACUGGAAUCCAGCUACCGAUAUUCAGGCAAUGGCCAGAGUGUGGAGAGAUGGUCAGAAACACACCGUACAUAUCUACAGGCUGCUAACCACAGGCUCAAUAGAAGAAAAGAUUUAUCAAAGACAGAUCAGCAAACAGGACCUUUCUGGGGCAGUUGUAGACCUUUCCAAGACGUCUGAACACAUCCAUUUUUCCAUAGAGGAGCUUCGAAAUCUCUUUACUGUUCAUGAAGAUUCCAGCUGUGUUACUCAUGACUUGCUGGAGUGCGACUGUAUGGGAAAGAAAGACCAUCAAAGUUCUUCCUCAGAUAAGCCUUCUGUAUCUAGAAGCUGCCAGCUUGGCCAAAACCAUGGGAAGCCUAAUUCAAAGAAACCACUCUCCAUGUCACAGUUGAUGCAAUGGAAACAUUUCUCUGGGGAACAUCACACUCUAGAUGAUCCUUUCCUUGAAAGGAUAAAAGAGAACGUUUCUUUCAUUUUCCAGAAUGUAACCAGUCCAACAUCCUCCACCUAAUAAAACUUAAGUGUCUUUCCUACCACUUACAUCCUCCUCCUCAUAGGUAAACAACUGAUGAGCACUUACCUUCUGUUCUUUUGCCAAGUUCUGUUUUGUGUUUUUCUGACAAGGUUUCUGGGUAAAUGUGAUUACUGGUGUUUAUACAAAGUUACAGUUAUUACUAAGUUAAUCAUACUUACCAUAAUUAUAAUACAGAUUUUUAAAAAUAACUUUGCUUUCCAGUCUUCUGUUGAUAAAAUAAUUAGUAAGAUUGUUUUUAUGCACAUUCCUGUGUAUGUCUACUUUGUUUUAUAGUUUUCAUUUGAUCAUAAAGAUGUAUUGCUUGUAAAGCUGGCAGCUCUUGAGCCAAAACUGAUUAGAUUAUGUGAUGCUAUAUACAUGCGAAUGCUGUUAACAAGACUCUGGUUGGAUUUUUGUUUUGACAAUGGAAAGUUAUAUAUCUGUAUAACUGCAGCUUUAUAACAAGGUAGGUGUUCAUUCCGUUGAAUUUACAAUUUAAUAAAACUCAGAGCAAAAGCCAGUGAGAUCCAAAAUUCUGACACCACAGCUUGAUACUGUGUCAAAAUAUUCUGAAAUUCAACUCUUGCUUUUCCUUGAAAAAAUAAACUUUAUUUCUCAGAUGUACAAA
Columba livia (rock pigeon) is the source of this 4084-nucleotide messenger RNA. It is a transcript of the gene RAD54B, whose product is annotated as RAD54 homolog B. Gene Ontology annotation, molecular function: ATP binding; DNA translocase activity; ATP-dependent chromatin remodeler activity. Lineage: Eukaryota; Metazoa; Chordata; Aves; Columbiformes; Columbidae. Gene Ontology annotation, cellular component: nucleus. The transcript is spliced from 16 exons. The record is from RefSeq and is a predicted model, not a curated record. The coding region runs from base 550 to 3453 and encodes 967 amino acids. Gene Ontology annotation, biological process: double-strand break repair via homologous recombination; reciprocal meiotic recombination.